AUUCUAGCAGACUCUCGCUUUCGCACGGCAUUAUCUUGGCUUGAGGCGGGAAGGGCCAGAAGCGAAACUUUAGACACCUGGGAAGACGGAACAUGCGAGUGGGUCUUCCAUCAUGAGGCAUGGAAAGCAUGGGCUGGUGCUGGUUUCGUGCCAAUUCUUUGGAUUUAUGGGAUCCCCGGUCGAGGCAAAACAAUUCUUGCCAAAUACGUUUCACAGCAUCUUUCGACUCCUGUUGUUUUCACGCACUUCUUUCGGAAAACGAGUGGAAGUGUGUCAACGAGGGCAUCUGCAGUGUGCAUUUCAAUCCUGUCUCAGGCACUGAGGCAGCACACCAGUAAACUAAACUCAAAGCUCGACCUCAUCAUAAAGCGGCAUCUCGUUCCAUUGUACAACAAGUUUAGCAGCUGUGAGGAGUGCCCAUUUGAUCGACUUUGGUCCGUGGUUGAAGCCGUAUUCGAGAUCUUGCCAGAAUUCACCAUCAUUGUGGACGGCAUUGACGAAUGCUCCGAUGGCGAAGGUCUCCUCCAACUAGUGGGGCAUUUAGAAAGCCUUAGCCAGUGUUUCAAUGGGCGAGGUAUCCUCUUAUCGCGGCAUAAUUCGACUUACGCAUCGUUUCUCACUAAAUCAAUAUCCCUAGAAAUGGACAGGGCGGCCGUUGAAGCUGACAUUCGACUAUUCGUCGAACGGGAGGUUAAUAGAGACGAGUCUCUUGAAUAUUUGAGAACUGCCAUAGUGGACAAGAUUGCGACUACUGCUCAAGGCAUGUUUUUAUGGGCCAAAAUGAUGCUCGAAUAUCUGAAAGCAGCUGUGACCCCAAGAAUGCAGCUGGAUCGGCUAGAACGCUUUCCUCCCGGUCUCGGCGCUGUAUAUGAUACGUUCCUCACCGAAACUGGGUCUACGCUGAGUAAGGAAGAGCUAAGCAUACGGAGAAGGCUGUUUCUCCUCACGCUUGGCGCAGCAAGAGCAUUAAGCGUGGAAGAGAUGACGAUUGCCUUGACGCUGAGGUCCUCACGGCCACCGGACCUCAAAGACCGGCUGAUCAAACCACUUGCAACCAUACGACGGCUAGGCUGGCCACUUAUAGAUUGCAACCAGGGCAGCAUUCGAUUCAUCCAUGCAUCAGUGCAAGAAUUCAUCACUUCGCACGCUUCCGGCCUUGUGGCCAUUGACUUGACAAAUUCUAUUCGGAUUGGCAAGCUCGAAAGUGAAUUAGCUAUGGCACAACUAUGUCUCAACCAGUUAGCCCAACGCAUAAACUCGACAAGAGAAAGAAUUGACCCUUACCUUCGUCACAACAUGUUAUCCGAUACAAUCGCUUCUGACCCCUCUACUGGGAAUCAAGUCGUUCCUCGCGUGGAAGCCUUCUAUAACUAUGCUGCUUCAUUUUGGCAUCAACACAUUAUAGAAUUGGGGAUUACUAUAACACCCGAGUUUGCUCAUCAAGUCGGUCUCUUUAUGAGAUCCCCGGCACUCAUUUUGUGGGCCGAAUUUCUAUACUAUACCAAAGGGAUAUUCGAUCUUGGUCCAGUCGUGUCUAUCCGCGCAGAGAUCCAGAGCUGGCAUGCCCUUCUCCCGUUGCAUAUUCGAUCGCGUAUUGCUAUCAAAUCUUUUCUGAUAGAAUCAUAUGAGGCAGCACUUGGUCUCGAAAACUUCAACUGUGGGGAUCCUUUGGUUCCAAUGCUUCUCUUAUACCGGGUGGGAUUCUUAUUGAACCUGACAGGCGAGGAAAUGGCAAGGCUACACGGAAUCAGGAAGGAGGUUGCCGAGAAGGUAAAAUGUCUCUUGGGGCCACAACAUACCUUCUCCUUGCGAUGCGCUGUCGAGUUCUGCGUCGAAGAAAUCAACAGCUUACAAUUUGAUCGCGCAGCCCAAGUUCUACAGUCAUGGAGGCUGGACGGCCUCAACCCUUCGCCCGGUACUUACCAUAGCUUCUACGUGGAAUCAAACUACGCGAUAGCUAAAUAUCAUAUGCUAGAGUUGGCGGAGUCGAUUGAGUUGCAGACGCGCGCAGCUGCUGGGCUACGAGCUACAUUAGGGCCCAUGAACCAGGAGACCCUAAAGAGUCAACUCUUUAUAGCAUAUGCCCUACAGGCUCAAGGACAGUGCUUGGAGGCCCUUAAGAUCUAUGAAUAUAUCACCAAAUCCUGGAGCGCGCUCACAUCAAUUGAUAACGUGCUUACCAUGAUGUCUCAAAUGGCUGCUUCGAUGGCACUGUUCAAACUUGGGCACACGGAAGAGGCGCUCCGUCUCGCCACUGAGGUGCUGGCAAACCGCCAACGGGUGCUGGGAAUGAACAACACCGUCGCCAUGGAUUCUGCUCUGGCAUUGGUGCUGGUUUAUCGGCAGAAGGGCGAGCUGGAAAGCGCGGAGGCCUUCUUGGAGCUGGCAAUAACGAUUGGGGCGGGCCACUGCGCUCAGGAGAGGCUCUGCCAGGUACAGCGGUUUCGGGCUAUGCUGCUGAGAGACAGAGGUGAAUUGGAAGCAGCAACGAAAAUCUUGACAGGUUUGCUCAGCGAAGCGCGAGGAACUGGUGGCAUGGUUACAAGUACCUCAAGCAGCGGUGGUUCUAGGCUUGAAGAAGUCGUAGAUGGUAGAGAUCUUCUUUGGGCGAGGUAUGACCUCUUCAGUCUCUUAAAGAGGGAUUCUAGUGAGUCUGUGGCUCUGGAAGUCUUCGAGGGAUUAGUAGUGCCAGACUCCGACACUGUUAGGGGGAGCGAACCUCGACCACGUUGUCAGAGGGUGAAGGAACUUUCGGCGGCGAAAGAUGCAACACGGAUACUUCUCAAAGAACGAAAUGUAAAAAAAGCAAAGGAACAGCUUAAGAAAGAGGGACUUCGUUGGGCUCUGGACUCACGGUACUGGCUUCUUGUUGGGGGGCCUUAUAUAGAACAG
This is a messenger RNA of Clonostachys rhizophaga, 2892 nucleotides long. The record is from the annotation of a GenBank genome assembly. NCBI's taxonomy places the organism in Eukaryota, Fungi, Ascomycota, Sordariomycetes, Hypocreales, Bionectriaceae.